Molecule: messenger RNA, 4419 nt
Organism: Trichobilharzia szidati
Lineage: Eukaryota; Metazoa; Platyhelminthes; Trematoda; Strigeidida; Schistosomatidae
Source: the annotation of a GenBank genome assembly
AUGCUUACAGAAAAAAAACAGAAUAUCAAGUUGAAUAUAUUUCAAGAAUUGCACCACCUUAUGCAAUCCUUAUUCUAUUUGGAUUUAUUACUAUCCCUAUACAUACGUUUAUUUUACAUAAUUAACUUGAUUAUCGAAUUAUCCAGUAUGAAUUCUGUAAAACAGAUCACUUUUUAUGCCAAGGAACAUCCGGAACCGAAUACCCUGUUGGGGAAUAUAUUUACUGCCAGUGGAAUAUUAGAUAGUACAGUGAAGAGUAUUCGAUUGGAGGCACUGGAAUCUCAGUGGGCAGGUUGUUUUCGUAUCGAUCGGCGUACAGGGGAUUUAUACACGACGAAUGAAGCAAAACACAUUCUGGAUAGUGAAAAGCUAUGCAUGAAUAAUCAAAAUAAUAAUAAAAGAAUAAUAUCAAGUGGAGUUUAUACCCCGACGAGGAUGAAUAUUCACCAUUACUGUACAGUUAAUUUACUUAUUUCAAUAAAUAAUCGUAUCCUUAUCACGAUUAAUGUACAAAUUGAAGAUAUUAACGAUAAUGCUCCAGUUUUACCAGACUCUAAUUUACAAAGGAUAUUUAUUAAUGAAACAUCUCUACCAGAGGUGACAAGAAUCUCGUUGAAACCAGCUUAUGAUGCAGAUUUCAAUGGAUAUAAUCAAUUGUAUUACUAUCUUAGUAUUAUUAAUGAUAAUAAUAAUGACCUUGAUGAUAGUAUAAAUCCUUUUCGUAUUGAAUACAAGUCACAGUUGAAUGGAUCUAACAUGUCUGACGAUUUAAAUCUAAUUUUAACAAAACCUUUAGAUUAUGAAAGUCAGUCAGAGUAUAAAAUGAACCUGACAGUCUGUGACGGUAAUCUCAAAACAAAGUAUACAAUUGUUCAUUGUUCAUCACAGAUGCUAAUGGUUAGUGUGAAUAAUAUCAACGAUGAAUUGCCAUGGUUUGAAGCGACUAAUUAUACUGCUGUUAUCAAAGAAACUACACUCAUUGGCAGUGAUAUUUUAAAGGUGACUGCUAAGGACAACGACGCUAGUCCAUACAAUGAAAUCUAUUAUCGUAUAUUAUCGCCUAGUUCAGAUAGGUUGUUAAUGUUCAAUUCACAAGAUUUAUUUCAAAUUCAACCGAGAACAGGUGUUAUCAGUUUGGCGAAACCGCUUCCUAAACCAGGGGAGUAUAAGUUUCUUGUACAAGCUGUUGACAAUGCUGACACUGGCGACUAUGACACGUCAGUCAAUAAUAAUAAUAAUAAUAAUAAUAGUUCAACAGGGGAUGCACAUCGUUUAGCCAAAGGUGUAACACACGAAGCGGUCAGUAAUGCCCAUAAUAAUAAUAAUAAUAUUGCCAGCGUUUAUAUUCAAGUAUUGGAUGUGAAUAAUCAUGCGCCUAGAAUUGAAAUUCAACAAACUCAUGAUUCUGUAUUGCACUACUCAAAUCCUCCUCCCACUCAACCACCACCUCUUAAAAGCAUAAAUGGUAAUUAUACAAAAUUUAUACUAUUAAAUAUUUCUGAAAAUGUCUUGAUCAAUACACCGAUAGCUUAUUUCAAAAUUACUGAUGAAGAUCAAUUGAAGAAUGCUGAAACAACCUGUAAACUAAUACGUUCCAAUGAUGGUGAACCGUUUCUUUACACCAGAAAAGAUAACAAUUAUCAAGCGGAUUUAUUCUUCAAAUUAAUACCUGUGAAUCGUAUCAGUGAACAUGUGACAAUACAAAAGUUAGUGUUAGUCAGACAGUUAGACGCUGAAGAUUUACACGAAGAUCUGCUACUGAAAGAAGUUGAACCUCCAGGGAAGUUAGCAAGUAGCAUUGCUGGCUAUCUGGGCAUACUACUGGUGUGCAGUGAUUUUGGUACACCGAAACUAUCCACAUCUAUGCCUAUUAUUAUUGCAGUUGAUGAUGUUAAUGAAUUUUAUCCAAACAUCGAGGUGGUGAAGUCGUCAGCAUAUGCAUCUUUAGUAUUCAAGAGUCAAUUUAAUCAAACCUACAUUUAUGACGUGAAUAUAACAGAAAAUAUCCCGAUCGGAUCACACAUCGUUCAGAUCAUUGCUACCGAUAAAGACAUCAAAGCCGUCAUCGAGUUUGUACAGUCUACCAAGUUGACAACACCGCCAUUUAUUAUUGAUAAAUCUAAGGGUGUUCUAAAGACGAAUGCUGAAAUAGACUAUGAAUACACUACUAAUUACAAACUGGUCAUUCAUGUACAUGAUAUGAAACCACCAGAGUUGUCACUGACAACAACAGUCACACUGAAUAUUUUCAUUGAAGACAUGAAUGACAAUCCGCCGGAGUUUAUCUCUCCGCCGCCGAGUGAAAUUCAAUUCGAUGGUUAUACAGUUGUAGAGCCUAUACGAAAAUAUCAGAACAGCUUAAAAAUUAUCGAGUUUGAAGAAGAAACUAUUCACACUAAACCAUUGGGUAGAGUUCGAGCUGUAGAUCGUGACAGUGGCAGGAAUGCUGAAAUAAUUUAUUUUAUUGCCGAGAUUUCAACUGAUUUGGCAGGUGAUCCGUUGAACAGAGAGAAACUCAUCAGCGGGAUUAAUAAUAAUAAUAAAGCUUCUAGUAAUUUUUCAAGUCUACCAAAAAUACUAAUCGAUGCAGACGGUGCUUUAUGGUGUGAAGGAAAGUUGGAUAGAGAGAAGCUACCGAUUAUUGAUUUAGUGAUUGGUGCUCAUGAUUUAGGCGAACCGAGAUUAACCUCUUACACAAAGGUAAGAAUUAUCUUAAAAGAUAUCAAUGAUAAUCAACCAGAAUGGCAAUUUCCAACUGAGAAAGACUUUUUAGUCGCCGUUUCAAAAUCUGUCCCCAUUGGGACAAUAAUUACGCGUGUUCGAGCCACGGAUAAAGAUGAACAGUCUAAAAAUGGUCUUGUAAAUUAUUAUAUAGCAGAUUUAGUAGCUGGGGACAAUGAGAUCACCUCUAAAUCAGAGUUGUUGACAGGUAAACUCAUUGCACACAUUUUUGAAAUGGAUUUAAAAUCGGGUGAAUUAAGAGUGAAGCAAUCGCUUACUGACCUACCGGAUGGAUUUCUUGAAAUAUUGUUGAAAGCUGAAGACAACGGUAGAACUCCUCAAAAAUCAUUGGCUAAAUUAAUCCUGUAUAUAACAAAUGACGGUGAUCUUUUAAAAAUGAACACUCCGGAAAAAUUACUAGCCUUUUAUCAAAAAGAAAAACAUACAAAGCUACUGAAUGCCCAGCUCCUUACAUUUGGAAAAUUUAAUGAAAUGAUUCCUUCACUGAUGAAUUCAGAUUCUAGUAGUUUGUAUAUACGUCGUACUGUAGGACAACAAGAUAGAGGGAGUGUCAGGCAUUUAUCAAUUGUAAUUGGUGCUUCAAUAAUUGGUGCUAUCACUGUCAUCUGCUUAGUUGCUUUAUUAAUUGGCUUAAAGUUCACUACACGUUUUCGAAAUCGUUCAAAAUUCAUAUCGACUACAAGAAUCAAUAAAAAUGACUACAAUCCAAAGAAGAAGAAGAAGAAGAUUGAGUCUGCUAACAGUUGUAUAAAACACGUAUCUCAUCAUUCGUGCAUAAACUCUGACAUCCCAGGAGAAAUAAUACCUAAUGAUUUGAAUAGUAUUCACAGCUUGAUGAAAUGUAUGCAUAAAAUAGAAAUAAAUGACUCAAAUAACGAAAAAUUAUUUACGCCAUCAUUAACUCAAAACUAUUUCCGAUGUUCUCCAACUUCUAUUCAAACGAGUAUACCAGUGAGUAUGAUAAGAAAUCCUGAUGAUAUUCAUUAUUUGCCAAUCCAUUCAACGCUAGAUUUAACUGAGAAUAUUCCUUUAAGACUUCUGCAUGUAUCCAACGACAAGCUUACUGAAUCUCAAUGUUCCAAUUCCAAUACUAAUCAUAAAAACAAUGAGAACGGUGAUACCAGUGAUAAUAAUACUACUACUAAUAAUAAUAAUAUCGACAGUAGUGCUAACGAAUUAGUGACACCACAUUCCCUUACAAUCAUUGCUUCAGUUGUACCUACAUGUAAUAUAAAAACAGCUUUACUUCCAAUCCUAUCACAAGAUCAUUGUAGUGACCUGAUGACAUCUAGUGGGAUAACUUUGCUGAAUGAAGAAGAUAUUAUCAAGGUGGGAAAUUUAUCACAUUCCACAACAACAGGUUAUACCGAUUUUCCCGCGUGUAUUUUCUCAACAACAACAGCAAUUACUGCUACUACAAAUACCUCAUAAUAUAUAAAUGCAUGUAUACUGAACAUAAUUUAGUCAAAAUACUGUUGAGAAGACAAACCAACCGACCAACGAUCUCGCAUGCUACACUACGCUGUUCAAUCAUUUCCAAAAAUGGUAUCUUUUUCAUGCAUAUUUUUAUUAGGCUUUUAAGAGUAAUAUUGAUGUAUAUGUAGUUAGUGAGAUAUGUAACUUUAUGUGUGUAUGUAUAGAACGAAGUAUGUUGUUUUCAAGUGAUUUAUUUGUGUA